Vombatus ursinus (common wombat) is the source of this 291-nucleotide messenger RNA. RefSeq names its product zinc finger protein 569-like. Gene Ontology annotation, biological process: regulation of DNA-templated transcription. The record is from RefSeq and is a predicted model, not a curated record. The transcript has 3 exons. The coding region runs from base 11 to 289 and encodes 92 amino acids. Lineage: Eukaryota; Metazoa; Chordata; Mammalia; Diprotodontia; Vombatidae.
CAAGGGGGUCAUGCUGGAGAAUGCCUGGAACCUACUAUCCCUGGGGCUUCCAGUUCCCAGAGAAGAUGUGGUCUCUUAUUUUGAGCAAAAGGAAGCACCAUGGAUGCUGGAGCAAGAAGGCCUGAGGAGCUGCUGUCUAGGUUGUAUUAGUGGUAUGGUACACAACAUGCUUCUGACACAGGGAAAUUACUUUUGUGUUACUUUCAAAUCCCUUUACCUCUCUAGGCCUCCAUUUUUUCCUCAUUUGUUCCUCAUUUGUGAAAAAACAAAAGAGAACAUGCACAUUUAAAU